CGCAUUGCCACGUUCUACUCCCCUUUAUUUUCCAAGCACAAUCAGCGCUGAUGCAAUUUCCAUCGCCAUUUCCAGCAGCUCCACCACAUUCCCCACUGAUCCCCACCAUCACCUAGGCCAUAGCAUCAAACGUCGUCACUCUUUCUCAGCAUAGAAGUUAGCACCAAAAAUGGCCUUCUCUAGACAGCUGAGCGCUGAUUUCAAAAGCCGGGUGAUCACAUGCCUGAACCGGAUAUCGGACCGGGAUACCCUGACGGCGGCAACGAAUGAGCUUGAAGCCAUUGCAAGAGGUCUGUCCAAUGACGGAUUCUCCCCCUUCCUCACCUGCCUCGCCGCCACUGACUCCUCCGACAAGUCACCUGUUCGCCGCCACUCCGUCCGCCUCAUUGGGAUGCUCUCCUCCGUUCACGGCGACGCUCUAUCUCCUUAUCUGUCCAGAAUGCUCCACACCGUCCUCCGCCGCCUUCGGGACCCGGACACCGCCGUCCGCUCCGCCUGCGUCGAGGCCGUCUCAUCCAUUGCCUCGCAGAUCACCAAGCCGCCGUUCUCCUUCAUACUGAAGCCAAUUGUCGACUCAAUUUUCCACGAGCAGGACCAGAACUCCCAGACUGGGGCUUCUCUUUGCCUGGCCGCCGCGAUUGAAGCGGCUCCGGACCCUGACCCGGCGGAGCUGAGGAAACUGCUCCCGAGGCUGUAUAAACUGGUGAAGAAUGAUUGUUUCAAAGCUAAAGCAUCCUUACUAUCUCUAAUUGGUAGCAUUGUGAGCGUCGGCGGUGCCUCAAACCGACACGUACUUAACGGAUUAGUACCCACAGUAGUUGAAUUUUUGAGCAGCGAAGAUUGGGCGGCAAGGAAGGCAGCGUCAGAGACUCUGGGGCGGUUGGCCGUGGCGGAAAGAGAUUUGGUGGCCGAGUUCAAGACCUUUUGCAUAGCGUCUUUAGAUGCCAGAAGAUUUGACAAGGUGAAGGCCGUGAGGGAGACAAUGAACAGAGCAUUGGAUUGGUGGAAGGAAGUUCCGGCGUCUUUGGACGCCGUCGCCGUCCCGCCUGCUCUACCAACCAAGUUUUCGCCCAAAGAUUGUCGCAGUAGUGUGUCUUCCCCGACUUCAUCCAAAAGCUUGAGUGAUAAUGGCAUCGAAAUUCCCAAGAAGAGGCGUUCAUUCUCAAGAUGCAAAUCUCUUGCUUCCAGUACUAGUUCGUUCUCAUCUACAACCACCACAGAAAAGAACAGUCUUGUGAACUUUGUUAGUGUGAAACCAAAUAUCAUAAAGUCCUAUAAUAAACUGGAUAAUGCUGGAGGAUCCUCUGAAUUGAAAACAGAAGUCCUAGAAAAGCAGGUGUCCUCAUUAGUGUUGGCAGGCGAAGACAAUGAGAGUGAAAAGGUCAACAAGUCUGAUUCAACAGAGGAGGGUAAAAGUUGUUUGAAUUCAAGUUGUUGUGAAAGCAAUCCAGUCGUUCCAAAUGAAGCUUCUGGUGAAGUACAAGUCAGGUUUGGUAAUUCGAUUGUAGGAGAUCAUUUAACUGCCAUGAACGAUAGCAGGGAAAGUAAGGAUGAGUGUGCUGAUCUGUUUUUGAUACAUAAACAGCUUCGACUGAUUCAGAGUCAACAGUCUAGCUUAAUGGAAUUUCUUGAGACAUUUAUUGGGAGUUCCCAGAAUGGGAUGAAUUCAUUAGAGAAGCGUGUGAAUGGAUUGGAGAAGGUAUUGGAUGAAAUGCUGCAUUGUUUGGGGUUUUCGACCCCAAUGAUUCCAACCACUUGCCGCACAGAAUUCUUAAGCCCAAAUACGUGGAGGAAACAAGAGGGACUAAACUACAAUACAAGUUGUAUGCUGUCUACUAGAGGCCAGUCAGAGAAAGCCAUGAUGAUGCCAGAAAAAGUUGAAACUGCGCAAACGUUAAUAGAAAACGAUGCCCGAAAUCAGCACCAGAGUAUGUAUGACAUGGGAGAGAAGCACCGUGAGCUUAGGGAAACGUUUCGAGUCAUCUUCAAUCAGGAAAUGUGAGAGGGAUAAAAAGAAAUGCCAGGAGCACCGCGGUAUGCAUUGCUGGUAGGCUCAAUGCAGGGACGCUUAUGAAUUGCAUAAAACAGGAGACCUAAGCUUCAUUCUUUCAUUAAGAAAAGAUUUUCAGUCCUGCAGUUAGUUUACAAAUGAUUUGAUUCCUGUUUAUUGCUUGGUCAUGUAGAAGUGUAAUGAGGAAAUGUACGUAUGAUAUUUGUUUUUUUAUUUUUAUUUCAGUAUUCCACCAAUUCUUUUAUUUUUAUUUUGAUUUCAUGUGAAUAUAUAUAUUGAAGAACUACCGAGGAUGUUUUUGCUUGGACUGUUUUCAACCCCAAAAUAACCUAGAUCAUAUCUUAAAUUCA
Cuscuta europaea is the source of this 2361-nucleotide messenger RNA. The record is from the annotation of a GenBank genome assembly. NCBI's taxonomy places the organism in Eukaryota, Viridiplantae, Streptophyta, Magnoliopsida, Solanales, Convolvulaceae.